This is a messenger RNA of Paramormyrops kingsleyae, 2548 nucleotides long. It is a transcript of the gene tmem121ab, whose product is annotated as transmembrane protein 121Ab. NCBI's taxonomy places the organism in Eukaryota, Metazoa, Chordata, Actinopteri, Osteoglossiformes, Mormyridae. The record is from RefSeq and is a predicted model, not a curated record.
ACCCCGCUGUCGCCUCCACAGACGAGCGGAGUAUGCGGGAGGCUGCAGCUGAGUGUGUUCAAGCGAAAGGACUUCGGGCUGUAUGGACUGAGUGUAUUUUCAACAUAAAGUAAAUCGCCGAUAAAUUAUGUUUCUGCUAGGAGGGUGGACGAAGAAUAAAUGAAAGCGAGCGAGAGCGAGAGAGAGGGGGGGGAGAGAGGAUCGCAUCCGGAAGGGAGCAAAUAUCAAAGAAGGGGGCAACCGGCCGGCAUGAUGCUGAUUCUCUCUCGCCGGCUUGGUGGUAGUUUUCAGGCUUGCGGAGGACUUGUCUUUUUGCCCGUUCCCAUGACUGGACAAUACUGAGCCGAGGGGUCGCCAUCGACAGCAAAACCCUCCCGCCGAAAUCCACAUCCGUGAGCCACGGAGCGGAUUAAUCAUCAUCCACCGUCCGAUUCCGACAGCAAGGAGAUCAGCACUCUGGACAGCGACGAGCCGCUGAGACUGCACAGGGCAGUGGAAGAUGCACGCGGAGCCCUCAGCUGGAGCCCCCCGCGGGGGAGGGACCGCAGGACGCCGAGGACAAUGGGCCGCCCCCGGUGCUUUCAGUGACUGACCGCCAUAAGGCCUGACACACCCACCCUGUCCUCUCUGGAGCUGUGCUGUGUUUCAGUGCUGCAGGCCCCCGGGGGGGUCUGCUAAUCACCAUUGCAGCUGUGCUUAGCAAACUCUCUCAAAUGAACUGGCGCAUUGUCAGCAGGCAAAAACGCACACAAGAGAUCGCUCCUCCUGAAACUCUCCCUGGUCCCCAUUUUACACUCAGAAUAGAUGCAGAUUUUAAAGGGAGAUGUCUGCUCUCAUUAACGCAUAAACAAUCAUAAUGUUUCAGCAGCGAACCCAUGAGCAUGGUCAGGAUGGCAGCUCACCCAACAGAAGUCCUCUGAGAAAGAAGGGAUGUUGUCAUCGAUAAAGUUUGAAAAUACAUCACAUGCAGAGAGAGGAUUUAGGGCCUGGCACUGUUCCACAUCCAGACUCGCAGUCAAGUCUGCUUGGCCUUAAAUUUCACCCGGAACGACAGGUCAGCGAGUAGGGGCAGGCAGGAGCGAGGUGGUCCCGAGGGCCCUCACCAUGGUGCUGCCGUCUCCUGACAAACGUCACGUCUGCCUGACCACCAUAGUCAUCAUGACCAGCAUGGCCUUCAUGGAUGCCUACCUGGUAGAGCAGAACCAGGGCCCGCGAAAGAUCGGGGUUUGCAUCAUCGUGCUGGUCGGCGACAUCUGCUUCCUCAUCGUGCUGCGUUACGUGGCCGUGUGGGUGGGCGCCGAGGUCAAGACGGCAAAGCGGGGCUACGCCAUGAUCCUGUGGUUCCUCUACAUCUUCGUGCUGGAGAUCAAGCUCUACUUUGUCUUCCAGAACUACAAGGCGGACCGGCGCAGCCUGGAGACAGUAGCCCGCAAGGCCCUGACGUUGCUGUUGUCCAUCUGCGUUCCGGGCCUAUACCUCAUCCUGGUGGCGCUGGACAGCAUGGAGUACGUCAGAACGUUCCGUAAGAAGGAGGACAUGCGCGGCCGCCUGUUCUGGGUGGCCCUUGACUUGCUGGACAUCCUGGACAUCCAGGCCAACCUGUGGGAGCCGCAGCGGACAGGUCUGCCCAUCUGGGCCGAGGGCCUGAUGUUCUUCUACUGCUACAUAUUGCUGCUGAUCCUGCCCUGUGUGUCCCUCAGCGAAAUCAGCAUGCAGGGCGAGCACGUCUCGCCACAGAAGAUGAUGCUGUACCCUGUCCUCAGCUUGGUCACCAUCAACGUGGUCACCAUCCUCAUCCGGGCGGUCAACAUGGUCCUGUUCCAGGACAGCCGUGUCUCCACCAUCUUCAUUGGCAAGAACAUCGUGGCCAUCGCCACUAAGGCCUGCACCUUCCUGGAGUACCAGAGGCAGGUGAAGGAGUUCCCCCAGAAUGCCAUCGCCAUGGAGCUACAGCAGAACUCAGUACCCCAUAACCAGGCCCUGCCCAAUGCUACCAGCCUACCCAUUGAGCAGUCCCCAGCCCGUGAGGUCAUCGACACAUGACCAGGGCGGUCCGGCCUGCUCCUGAGGCCCCGCCUCUCCCCUGGCCAUGGGGAGCCUGUCCACCACUUGGCAGGUUCUGCUCCUCAGCAAAUGCCAUCUCCUUUGAACCCACCAUUUAAAUGUUGUGUUCCAGGAGGGGGGGAGAAUGUCACAGGCCUCGAAAUACCUGAGCCAGGAGGAUAUUGGCCUGUCCCCAAAAUUGAAGGAACACAGCUUUGUGUUGUUAUGUUUGUGCUUAUUUUUGAGUUUACGUGCUCUGACUGACAGCUGGUCUAUCCUCUGGCCGAGAGACGAGCCCUAGUCUGACAGGUAACUGGCAGGUGAUCGUCAGUCAGGCAUUUUUUUUCAUGGAUCGCUGGUACUUUUUUUUACAACUUUGUAUGUGGCAGUUUAUGCCAUAUGACUGUGAAUUUGUCGGUCGUGAGUGAGAAGCAGGAAGUGUGGCUCUUUGUUUUGGGCGGGGGGCUAAAUGUUGCUAGUGUUGGAAGAGAGAGAUGGGGGAGCG